AUGCUAUUGAAAGAACAAUACGAUUAUCGAUUAAAGACAAUUGAAGAAAGAUUAGAACAUUAAGAAUAAUUUAUGAAUAAAAAGAUUAAUCAUUUAGAGGAUAGAAUUCGAUCAAUAAACAUAAUAUAUGAGAGAAUAGAUGAAUUGGCUGAACGUAUAAAUUUAUUGCAUACUCUCUUUGACAAAUUAAAAGAAAAUUUUGAUGCUAAAUUAAUGUCUUAAGAUGAUAAAAUAACAUGUGUGAAUUCAAAGAUAAAUAAGUUAAAAAAUGAGGAUAUUCAACAAUUACAUAAUCUAAUUAAAAAAACAUCAACUACAUCAAAAGAGUUAUCUUAAGAGAUGUAGAACAUAAAAACAAAAGAUUUUAGAUAAUCAGAAGUGUUAUUUAAAUAAGAAUUAAGAUAAUCUAAAAUUUUGGGUGAAAGAUUACAAUCUCCUUUAUUAAAUUAACGAAUAGAAACUUAUUAAAAAACAGAUAGAAUGAGAUCUAUCACACUUGAAAAAGAUAAAGGAUAAGAUACAAAAGGGAAAUAAGAUAAAGAGGAAGAAGAAUAGAAUAAAAACAUAAAAUCAAUGACAAAAACAGAUACUUAAAAAUUAAUUGAUAAAUAUCAAUUUACUUUAUAAAAUAAAGUAGAAAAUGAAAGUAUUUAUAUCAUAAUAAUAAAUAGAUUAAUAAAGAUUUAGUAAUGUAAAGAUUGAAGGAGGAACUAAUUUAGAUUAAGUUAAAUUACUAACAUUUCAAUAACAAUCUCUUUUAGAAAGAACUAUAUCUCAAGAUCAUAUACCAAAAUCCAAAUAUUUAAAUUGUACUAACUAAAUGAAAGAAUAGUUAAAAAAUCUUAGGAAAUGA
Molecule: messenger RNA, 853 nt
Organism: Paramecium primaurelia
Lineage: Eukaryota; Ciliophora; Oligohymenophorea; Peniculida; Parameciidae
Source: the annotation of a GenBank genome assembly